CUAAAAUGGGGGUUUUUUUCUUUUCAGUAUAAAAGGCUUGAUUUUUUUUUCUAAUUGUAUAAUCAUUUAAAAAAUAAAAAAAGUUAAAAUGCUUACUCUAGCUCAUCGUCGUCGUCGUAUUAUCGUUUGUUUGGAUGGUACCUGGGAGACACCCCAAGAAAAAACAAACGUCUACAAGUUUUAUGCCAAUUUAGAUUCUACUACGGAUCAAACUUGGGAUUAUAAAAUAAGUUACUGUCCAGGCUUAGGCACAAAAGGUAACUAUCCUCUACUCGGCGGUCUCUUUGGUUACGGCAUUACGGAUCAAAUCUUAUCUGCAUAUCAAUACAUCUGUAAAAAUUAUCGAAACGAAAAUGAUGAAAUUUGGCUGGUUGGUUUUAGUCGUGGAGCUUAUGCUGCACGUAGCUUAACAGGUUUAAUUUAUAAUGUUGGGCUUUUGCCAGAAAAUCAGUUACACCAUUCAAAGGAUGCAUAUCAACAUUAUCGGAACCGAGGUGACGCUUCUCGCCCUGGCGAGCUCUUAUCACUAAAAUUUCGUACAAAAUUCAAUUGCAGAAUGCCUUCCAUUCACUUCUUGGGUUGCUUUGAUACGGUUGGAUCAUUAGGAGUCCCCAAACUUCCUUGGUAUCUUGGUGGCUCGGCAUUUUACAGCCUAUUUUCAGGUUUGCACGAAUUCCAUGACACAAAAUUGUCACCAAUCGUCAAAAACGCCUAUCAUGCAGUAUCAAUUCAUGAACAACGUGAAUGGUUUCGUCCCACCCUGAUGCAAAUUUCAGCAGCGGGUGAUCAGCAAGUACUAGAACAGGUUUGGUUUCCUGGUAUGCAUAGCGAUGUUGGCGGCCAACAAUCUGGUCCGUAUGAUAACGUGCUUUCAAGUCAGUCCUUGCACUGGAUCAUGACUAAGGCAAUCCAAAAUGGCUUAGUGUUUAAACCCCAUUGCCCUAUAAACACUCAGUUUAUUUAUCAUGAUAGCUACACUAGUUCUUUGAUCUAUAGAUUGAUGCCUCGUCAAGAUAGGUCUAUCGAAAGAGACGUUAUUACAAACAAUUUCUGUCUUUCACAACUAUUCAAGGCAGGAAAAUUUGAUUAUUUGACACAGGAACAAUUGGGUUUGUACCGAUCAAAAACCUUGCCAAAUUUUUAUAGUUGCAUUCAACAACAAAUUAAGCUUUCAUAAUCUACCC
This is a messenger RNA of Mucor mucedo, 1184 nucleotides long. RefSeq lists its product as uncharacterized. The transcript has 4 exons. NCBI's taxonomy places the organism in Eukaryota, Fungi, Mucoromycota, Mucoromycetes, Mucorales, Mucoraceae. Bases 89 to 1177 code for a protein of 362 amino acids. The record is from RefSeq and is a predicted model, not a curated record.